GAUAUGUGUUACUUAACGAAUCGAAUCGAAUCGAAGGAUAUCAUUAAAUAUUCAUAUCGAAUAUCACUUUGAGUGACUUGACUUUAGUUUACUUACUUUACACUUUAGUUAUCUUACUUACUUGAUACUUACUUACUGAUUACUAAAUACUUAGAGUCAUGUCAAGACAGAAUCAACUUAGAACAACUAACCAUCAACAUGAAUUACCACCCAUCAGAACAUUAACCACCACUGCUACUACUACUACUACCACUACCACUUCACCUCAAUCUAAUCAAACUCAACUUUCUCAUUCAAAUCAAUCUAUCAACUUGGCAAACGAUCCUCUCAGUCAAGAUUAUAAAGAAGUCGAAGCUCAUCUAGCCAACAGUUUACCUGAUUUCUUAGUCUCUUCUACAUCAAAUUCAGAUGAUUUAUCUCGUAAACGAAAACUGGCUUCACUUGGUGCUUGGGACUUGAAUCAUUUCAAUGCUAAACGUAUGUCGCCUACCCAACCAAAUACUAAUCAUGGCUUUUCUAAUCCAUCUGGCACUACAACUGAGCCCAAUCAAUUCUCAGAGCAUAACUCAGAAUCCACGUUUGAUCAUCAUAAUCUAACAUCUCAUCCCACUGCGGUAAACCCGUUACGAUCUUCUACUGAACCUGUUCCUCAACAUCAUCUCUCCGAGACAUCUUCACGUCCUCCUCAAGGACCAGACGCAGUGGCUUCACUUCUGACGGCUUAUCUUAACAAUCCAGUGAAUCCGGUCAUUGGUCAGAAUACCCCUCUAAGUCGAAUAUCACCUCUGGCUCAAGUGGCUGCCUUUGGAUCCAAUGAAAACGUUCGACAAGCUGUCUUGUGUGGUUUAGCUCAAUCUCAAACAAAUGAAACUCCUUCUUGGGCUAAAGAACGACCUACUAAACUUGAAGGACCGUUUCUUUGUAUACCUCAAAGUACAGAAGAUCCGAUUAAAUCUAAACAAGUCCCAUUGAUCUAUGGACCCGUUGAUCCUAGUUUACUUGAUCCUCAAACUGUCAUUGCUGUUUAUUAUGCUUGUUAUGCAAGUGAUUCAACUACUACUUCUUCGGAUUUUAAAUUUGAUUUAGAAGUACUUGAUCCAGUUUUAGGUGGUACACCAUUAGUUCCACCUUCUGCUUCGACUUCUGUUCCGGUUUCAGUGGUUCCUUCAACUCUCAACAACUCAACACCACCAGUUAAAACUAAAAAUCCUCAUACUCAUAAACGAAAUAGUGUACCUUCUAUGAGUAGAGAACAAAUUAUUGAAGAAGCUGCUUCUGGUGUGGAUCCUUUCAAGGUUCCUGAGGUGGAUAUGUCUGCAAGGAAACGAGCGCCUAGGAAAUGUGGAGUGUGUGGGCAAUAUUAUUGUAAAGGAAGAGGUAAUCGAACUCUUUGUCCUUCUUAUAUUCAAGGAAGAGAUGAUUCACCUACACAACCACCUAGGUAUGAUCGACUUGGAGAAAACGAAUCAUCACCACAUCUACCAGCAAUUCCAAUGGCAGUGAAUAUCACCAGUUCAAGCCAUCGAACUAAUCAUUCACCUCAUUUGUUAGGUGAUAGGUAUAAUAAUGAUAUAAGAGUCAAUGAUACUAUGAAUCAUGAAUCACCUAUAACUCAUCAUAUCGAAGGAAGAUCAGGAGGAACCUCUUCAUCUAUCUCUGCACCACCUGCUUGGUCCUUUAUGAAUUCAGAUAAACCUAUGAGUUCGAUUCAACAAGUUGAUGAUGGAAAUCGAAAUGAAUCAAAAGAUGAAGGUUUAGUAGAAGAAUCAUCUAAUAGACGACAUUCUUCUUCUGGUACUGGUACGGGUGGUGUUGGAUUACCAUCCACAUCGUCUUCUGAAAAUGUUAGAAAAAGAGGUCCUAGACGUUGUGCUGUUUGUCAAUUGAUGAAUUGUCCUGGAAAUGGAAAUCGAAAACUUUGUAGUAAUCGUCCAAAUCAAUCUUUGAAUGAUGGAGUGGUCGGUUCUACAAAUAGUCCUGAUUGUAAAUUCGAACCUCAACAAGUUUAAUUCGAUUUGGGGUUUUGUUUUGACUUUUUCUUUUGGAAAGAGGAUCAUUGGAGACCUUUUCCAUUAUCAAAACCGAAACCAAAAGAAAUGACAAGUUUGAUUGGGUUUGGCUUUCUUUCUUCGUGUAUUUCAAUAUAUGAUGAAGAUGAUGGGUCUCUGUGUUACCUUAUUUUUUCUUUCUCGACUUUUUUCUUUUGUGGAUUCUUUUCUUCUUGUUGUUUUUUUUUUUCAUAAAAGAAAAGGAAGAAGUUUGUUUCUUUCUUUGGAAUUUUCUUUUCAUCAUAUUUGUUAUUUUUGUUAUCUUUGUUUGUUUUUGUUUGUUUGUUUGUUUGUAAGGAAGAAGACGAGAUGGAAACUUUUUCUAAUUUAUCUGUGACUAUUUUUGGAAAACAAAAAAACAAAGUUUCAAAGUA
This is a messenger RNA of Melampsora larici-populina 98AG31, 2422 nucleotides long. RefSeq lists its product as uncharacterized. The transcript is spliced from 6 exons. NCBI's taxonomy places the organism in Eukaryota, Fungi, Basidiomycota, Pucciniomycetes, Pucciniales, Melampsoraceae. The coding region runs from base 159 to 2009 and encodes 616 amino acids. The record is from RefSeq and is a predicted model, not a curated record.